Messenger RNA from Chrysemys picta bellii (western painted turtle), 2399 nucleotides. Lineage: Eukaryota; Metazoa; Chordata; Testudines; Emydidae. The record is from RefSeq and is a predicted model, not a curated record.
AUGUGCCACAUUCCUGGCGGCUCGGAGGAGGAGGAAGAAGAGGAAGUGUGUGGUGAUAGCGGGCCGGCUGUUAAAACUUCAUGCCUGUGUCUUUUCCCCACAGAUGCCUGGACAAGCCGCUGGGUGGAGUCGAAGCACAAGUCGGACUAUGGGAAGUUCAAACUGACGGCGGGCAAGUUCUACGGGGAUGCGGAGAAGGAUAAAGGCCUCCAGACAAGCCAGGAUGCCCGUUUCUACGCCCUGUCUGCCCGCUUUGACUCCUUCAGCAACAAGGACAAGACCUUGGUGGUGCAGUUCACAGUGAAACACGAGCAGAACAUCGACUGCGGUGGUGGUUACGUCAAGCUCUUCCCCUCGGGCCUGAGCCAGGAGGACAUGCACGGGGACUCGGAGUACAACAUCAUGUUUGGCCCUGACAUCUGUGGCCCAGGGACCAAAAAAGUGCACGUGAUCUUCAACUACAAAGGGAAGAACGUCCUGAUCAACAAAGACAUCCGCUGCAAGGACGACGAGUUUACCCACCUUUACACCCUCAUUGUGCGGCCUGACAACACCUACGAGGUGAAGAUCGACAACAACAAGGUGGAGUCAGGCAGCCUGGAGGAAGACUGGGACUUCCUGCCUCCCAAGAAGAUCAAGGACCCUGAGGCCAAGAAACCAGAGGACUGGGACGAUAGGGCCAAGAUAGACGACCCCGAGGACACUAAGCCAGAGGAUUGGGAUAAGCCGGAGCACAUUCCCGACCCUGAUGCCAAGAAGCCAGAGGACUGGGAUGAGGAGAUGGAUGGGGAGUGGGAGCCUCCGGUGAUCCAGAACCCAGAGUACAAGGGGGAGUGGAAACCCCGCCAGAUCGACAACCCUGACUACAAAGGGAAGUGGGUGCACCCUGAGAUCGACAACCCGGACUACACCCCCGACUCCAGCCUGUACUCCUACGACAGCUUCGGCGUCAUCGGCUUGGAUCUGUGGCAGGUGAAAUCUGGCACCAUCUUCGACAACUUCCUGAUCACGGACGACGAGAAGUUUGCAGAGGAGUUUGGCAAUGAGACCUGGGGAGCCACCAAGGAUGCUGAGAAGAAAAUGAAGGAGCAGCAGGACGAGGAGCAGAGGAAGAAACAGGAGGAGGAGGACAAGAAGCGGAAAGAGGAAGAAGGGGACGAGGAGCCCGAAGGGGAUGAUAAUGAGGAAGAGGAGGAUGAUGACGAUGAUGAGCCGGAGAAGGAGGAAGAGGAGGAAACGGAGGGACCGCUGAAGGACGAGCUGUAAAAAGCCGUUCCCACAGCACCGCUCCUCCGCUGAGCCUCACCUUUGGCCCACACCAUGGGGCUCGCUUGGUUAAACCCAAAUAAGGAGAGGGGGAGGGGAUACAGUAAUGUCUCUAUGAGACUUGAACUUUUUUUAUUGGUGUUUUGUUUGUGGUUUGUUUUUUAUUUCACAUGCCCCCAAUGCCAUCAAGGAUCCAGUCAUGUGAGUCCAGGUCUGGGCCCUGCAGUGUAUGAAUGUAUGCUAAGGUUAACUGUAGAAACGUAACCCUUGGCUCAGACAGGAACAGCGGCAGCAACUACUCUUAAUGGUGGCUGGCUUCUCUCCUGGCUCCUGUCCUCCAGAUGCUCUGCAAAGGGAUAUGUAGGAAGCAGCGAACCACUUGCCCUCCUUCCCCAGUCACCUGCCCUGCCCCAUCUCUUCUCACACGAAGCAGAUUCCAACCCCUGCUCCCAUGUCAGUGACCUGAGUGGGCGGGAUGGUAGGGUUGGCUUUUCCUCCAUCCUAGCACAGCUUUGGUGAACCAAGGGGUUGGAAUCUACUAGACUGCAGUAUUAUGCCUCAUUUUCAGCAGUCUGUUCUCCCAGGGAACUGUCCAGCUGUGGGGGGAGCUCCUGCUUAAAAUGAGUGGAUGGAUCCAUGUCCCACUAUGUUGCUGCUGCAUUGUUUGACAAUUGAAGCGGCUGUCCAAACUAGAUCCACAGUUGAACAGAAAGUGCUUUUAACAGCUCAGACUAAGUGGGAUGUGUAACUAAGCAAUUUCCUCCCCUUUCUUUGGACUCUAAAGCAAACAUCUGUAGUUCCUUGAUCUUCUGUAACAUGCCUGCCACCUCAGGAAUCCCCUUGGAAACUGCUUAGAGCUAUUGUGGAGGGGAAAUGGGGCACGGGCUAGAAUGACGAGAAUGUUCUUUUGGUGAGGGAGGUCACAGAAUGCUGGGGUGGGGGGAGCCUGGUGGAUAGAAUGGGGGUUGGUAGAGGGUAAGGGAGCAGGAUAUGGAGUCCAAGCUUCUAACUACUCUGAACUGUAUUGUGGGUGGGAGUGAAGGGCAGCGGUAGGGGUUCAGAGACUUCUCAUGUUCACACUUGAAUGUAUGAAUGAUUGAAGAAAAUUUCUAUUAAAUUAAAUUUCAUGUCUA